AUGAGAGAAGUGCGGUGGCACAAGCCCGAACGGCCUCCCAAAGAAGGCAAAAGCCAGGAGCCGUUGGACGUUUUGCUGCCCCGUUCAGCGGCUUGGCUGACCCUACAGGGCUGCCGCUGCGAAUACGAGUACGCGGGGUUGCGCUUUCCACCAGUGGCAAUGCCUGAGUGGUUCCUAGAGAUCACGGAUCAGGUAACUCGCGCUUGUGGACUGGAGGACCGCCCGAACUCAUGCAAUCUGAAUCUGUACCAGAAUGGUGCCGACAAUGUCAGCUGGCACUGCGAUGACGAACCGCUCUUCGACGCGACAGGUCGCGAUGCACUGAUUGUGUCAUUGUCGCUAGGUGCAACCAGGUCUUUCCAACUUCGGCCCAAAGAUGACCCUUUUGAAGAGACACUGCUGUAUUUAGAGGACUGCGAGCAAGUCAUUCACGAGGUCAAAAGCAUUACAGGCACCGUGUCCCUCCAGAGGAUGAAAGUGAUGCAUGUGAUGCAUCAUGUUCUUCGUCCGAACGCUGCUGCGCGGCGAGCUUUUGCAGCGAUUGCCUGUGAUUCUGUGAAAGUGCCCAAAGCAUGGUACAACAUCCAGGCAGAUCUCAAGGUGCCUCUGCCACCUCCUUUGCAUCCCGGAGAACUGCGUCCAUGUCUGCCUGAUGACUUUGCCCCUUUGUUUCCCAUGUCUUUGAUUCAACAGGAAAUAAGUACCGAGAGAUAUAUCGAUAUCCCAGAGCCCGUCCGAGAAGUGUUGGAGUUGUGGCGACCUUCACCCUUGUUCCGCGCCAGUCGCUGGGAGAAAGCAUUGAAGCUGCCGCAGGAUGUGAAGAUUUUCUACAAAUACGAAGGAGGCUCUCCAUCUGGGUCCCACAAGACCAACACAGCCGUGGCUCAGAUCUUUUACAACAAAGAAGCGGGAACCAAAAAGGUCACCACUGAAACUGGAGCUGGACAGUGGGGAAGUGCCCUUGCAUUCUCAGGAGCACAAUUCGAUUUGCCAGUUGAAGUCUACCAGGUGAAAGUGUCCUAUGAACAGAAGCCCUACCGGAAGGCCUUCAUUGAGACCUGUGGGGCCCAGAUCUAUCCAUCGCCAUCGCAUCGGACCCAAUAUGGAGCAAAGGUCCUACAGGAAGAUCCAGCGUGUCCCGGAUCCCUCGGGAUUGCCAUUUCGGAAGCGAUUGAAGCAUGCGUCACAUCUGGUGGGACCGCCAAGUAUGCACUUGGUUCAGUUUUGUCCCAUGUCCUCAUGCACCAAACUGUGAUUGGACUGGAAGCUAUCGAACAAAUGGAAAUUUCUGGAGAGUCCCCCGAUGUGGUCGUGGGAUGCACAGGCGGCGGAUCCAACUUUGCUGGAAUCACGUUUCCGUUUCUAGGUCAGAAACUCAGAGGAGAGCGAAACAAGAUUCGCUUUGUUGCUGUUGAGCCAGCAGCUUGCCCUUCUUUGACAAAGGGGGUCUAUGCUUACGAUUUCGGUGACACUGCUCAAAUGACUCCUUUAAUCAAAGCACAUACUCUAGGAGCAGCUUUCAUUCCUCCCAAAGUGCAUUCAGGAGGUCUCAGAUAUCAUGCGAUGGCACCUCUGAUUUCGCACUUGAAAGAACUUGGAGAAUUGGAAGCUCGAGCGGUACCACAGAGCGCUGCAUUUCAAGCAGGGGCCUCUUUCUUUCAAUCUGAGGGCAUCCUUCCUGCUCCAGAAGCGACCCAUGCCAUCGAAGGUGCACUUGCUGAGGCGAAAGAUGCAGCCUCAAAGGGCGAGCCACGUUCAAUUUUGUUCAAUAUGUGUGGCCAUGGCCAUUUCGAUAUGGCAGCUUGGCAAAAGUGGAGCGAAGGCCAGCUGGAAGAUUUUGACUACCCAGAUGAGCUCGUGCAAGAAGCCUUGAAAAGCGUCCCAGGUUUGAAUGGCGUUGAUUGGCCAAUGCUCUUGCGCGAGGAGCGACAUCGCGCUUGGGCCUGUGAAAACGUUCACUUGAAAGUCAUUGACAAUCAGCCUUGGGAGGCGUGGGCUUUGGAUCGCCAAGAUGCGUUUGCAGAGCUCACCUUCAAGGUGUUGAAUCCUCAUCCGCUGAAAGAUGUCGACCGAGAAGAUUUCCUGUGGAGCUUGGCUUCGCCGCCUUACAACCAAACAGCGCCCGACGGAGCAAAGAGGCAGCCAGAGGUUGCCACUGCACGCUUCUGGACGAUCAUGCACGUACCACCAGGGCGCGCAUUUGCGGUUGAGCAGAUGAAUCGUCUGGAUAUCGUGCGAGACUGGCUUCCGCAGCUGUUCACCCAUUUAGGUGUUGCAGGAUCUGUGGACAUGUACGCAACACGAGUAGGGCGUCGGAAAGUCGGAUCCUAUGGUUGGCACAUGGACACCGUAGAUGCCCUCAUUUAUGUUCUGAAGGGCACGAAGCGGGUACGAGUCGCUGGGCGCUACCCUGGAAGCAAAGUCACUCUAGACAAGGUGCUGAAUGCCGGCUCGUUGGUCUAUGUCCCUGGGGGGCGCUUCCAUAUUUUACAUGCUCUACCAACAGAUGUUGAUGCUAAGACAGCUCAGAUGGUGGUUGUCCUCAGCAUUGGUCUCUUUAAUCCCAAUGAGGAUUUGUUAGAGGUCCGUACUGAAACAUACAGGUCGGCCUUUGAAAAUCAGAACCUGCUUUGGUCGGACGUGACGGGACAAGCAUCUGCGCUGCCGGAGAACUUUCCUAGAAAACCGGAAGUGAUUUAUGCUGACAAGGAUGCUUUGGAUUCCAAGGGAUUGGGGGCUUUGCACCGCCGCGCGCUUCAAAGCGACUCGCUGCGGCUGACGAUGCUACUUCAUCAAGGGGCUGAGGUGAACCUCCGCAGCCGGCCAGAAGAAGGGAAACCUUCGAUCACACCUCUAGGGUUGGCAGCGUGUUGCGUCCAAGAUGAGGAGAAAGCCUUGCUAAUCAGCACCAAACUGUUGGAAUUUGGGGCAGCUGCUACCGUAGAAUUUCAUAGUGAUGGGAAGAACUUUUCAGUCGUUGAUGUGGCACGGCGGCGCAACGAUGCCUUUGCCGCGCAACUCCUUCUCCGACUGCAUACUGCCACUGACACCACAGUUGAUUAUGAGAAAGACGACAAAGAUGGCGGCACUGCCACUGGUGGCAACGAGUUGUAG
Molecule: messenger RNA, 3114 nt
Organism: Cladocopium goreaui
Lineage: Eukaryota; Dinophyceae; Suessiales; Symbiodiniaceae
Source: the annotation of a GenBank genome assembly